AUGCGUGGGUUUGUGCUGUUAUGUCUUGUCUUGGCUGUCGUCGAUGCAAGCGGUGACAAGAAGGGGUCGCUGGCGGAAAUCGUCCGUAAAAUACUUCUUGUGACUAAAGACGCUGGUUGGCCAUACCACCAAGACGCAGUUGAAUCGUAUACAGAAUACCUUAAGAACUUGGUAAGUUUGUUUGUAGAAGCGACUUCACUUUCUGUCAAAGCUUCAGUGAGGAUAGUUUUGGAGCGCGUUUUUAACAUCUUGGGAAGCGAAAUGACAAAAAAAAUGUUAUGUCCUGAAAAUGAUAUGAACAAAAAAAUGUGAAAAUUGCAAACUGUAAGACGCGUUAUCAUCAGUAAGCGGUAGAAUGUCGCUUUAGCUUUUUUCGUCGUUGUCAGUACAGUAGACCAGCAAAACAUUGCUGACAUUUCGUUUCUGAAUUGUGACAUUUCGUCAAGAACAAAUUUUUUUGGACUUUUUGUUUUUCAAUCUGUGAAGAAACAAGCAAUUCGUGCCAUUAUCUUAGCGCAUGUCACUAACACUGCCAAUAUCGGUGUUCUUUGGUUAAAAGCAGAGAUUGCCACGGUCGAAAUUUCGGCUCCGGCUCUUAGCUCCCAGAGCCGGAGCCGAGGCCAAAUUUGCAGAUCCGGCUCCGGCUCCCAUGAAAAAUUUAAAAAGGUCUUCGGCUCCGAAUCCCGGCUCCCAUUCAAAAAAAUUUUUAAAAUAUUUUUCCAAAUAAAAAAUUAUUAGUGCCAGAGAUCACACACCCAACGUUUUUGCAGUAUGCACCACAUCUUUACCAGUAUUUUUUAAGCAAUUUGGUUUAACAAGAUUAUGGAAUUUUUACUUUUUUGAACGCUGAGAAGCCGGGCUCCGACUUUGGGCUCGGGAGCCGGAGCCGCACCCAAAAUUACCGGCUCUGGCUCCCGGCCGAAGCCGCUCGGAGCCAAGAGCCGGCUCCGGAGCCGUGGCAAUCUCUGGUUAAAACUAUUAGAUCCAUUGUAGACAAGAAAGUUUUUAUUAUUGCCAGCAAUCCCGCUAAGCCCCUUCUUUCAGCUGGACACUAUUUCAAAAAGAGGAGGAAUCGACAUUGCACAGAAAAUCAAAGAACAGGACAACAACGUCCUCAACAUCAAAGAAAACAAUCCCAGAGGCCCGGAAUUCGACAAAGUUGUCAGCACAGCAAAAGAAAUACUUGAUAAACUGGUUCCCAAAGCCCAUGCCAACGAAGAACUGGAUCUUCGGACGUCCUACGCACUUCUGAAGAUCUUGUCAAAGGUUCGUUUUGUUCAGAACACGGUUAUUCCCGUUACGCACAAAACGGCGUACUUCCAUUUGAGAGUUUCAGAACGAAGUUAACGACCGGAUUCGCGGAAACCUCAAGAAGAUGAACCAAAAAUUUGGCCGCUUCCUUAAUGAGAUCAUAAUAUACAAGGAUGUUGGCAAAAAAAAACAAAUUUAUAGUAUAAUGGACGAUGUUGAAAACCUCCUUGAUGUGCUGAGCGGACCAAAAAUGACAGAGAAACAAUACCGUGAGGCUGUUAAAAAGAUCGAGGAAAAACUUGGCAAGAAGAAGCAGUGA
Molecule: messenger RNA, 1570 nt
Organism: Bursaphelenchus xylophilus (pine wood nematode)
Lineage: Eukaryota; Metazoa; Nematoda; Chromadorea; Rhabditida; Aphelenchoididae
Source: the annotation of a GenBank genome assembly